Pungitius pungitius (ninespine stickleback) is the source of this 3332-nucleotide messenger RNA. It is a transcript of the gene mmp25b, whose product is annotated as matrix metallopeptidase 25b. Lineage: Eukaryota; Metazoa; Chordata; Actinopteri; Perciformes; Gasterosteidae. Gene Ontology annotation, molecular function: DNA-binding transcription factor activity, RNA polymerase II-specific; zinc ion binding; DNA binding. The transcript is spliced from 17 exons. The record is from RefSeq and is a predicted model, not a curated record. Gene Ontology annotation, biological process: collagen catabolic process; extracellular matrix organization; regulation of DNA-templated transcription. Gene Ontology annotation, cellular component: extracellular matrix. Bases 348 to 2804 code for a protein of 818 amino acids.
CUCGGAGGACAAGAGUGCCCGCAGACGCAUUUCUCUCCAGAGCCCCCCCUCGUCCUCUUUCACUCUCUCUCACCCUGUCUCACUCUGUCCAUCUCGCUCCUACUCUCUGCUUUACACAUACACACAGUCACAGUCAACAAAGCUGGAGGACGAGGGACGUGGGGGGCGAACGAGGGGACCGAAGUAACACGCAGGACCCGCCGCAUCACUUCGGCCGGACUCUCGCAGGAAGGACUGGAGGAUCGACGGAAGGGGAGAUUUGCCAAAGGUGACAGCGAGCAGGGGCGGACACGCACGGGACAGGGCUUCUUUUCAUUGGUCUUCAUGGUGGUUUGGACCCUCGUAGCAUGUACGAGAAGUUAACCAUGCUGAACCUGCAGAGCGGCUCAAACUGGAGCGGGCCCAACAACUGGUACCACGACCCCACCAGCGUCCAGACGCAACACAGCACAGUGUCCGACGGCUGCCUGCUGGACACGGAGGGCAGCAUAGGGGGGGAGGCAGGGGGAGGGGGAACGGGCAGAGGGGGAGGAGUCCCCGUCGAGAGGGACGACGGCGAGGAGUCUCAGCUGAGGCUGCAGCUCAAGAGGAAGCUGCAGAGGAACCGGACCAGCUUCACGCAGGAGCAGAUCGAGGCUCUGGAGAAAGAGUUUGAAAGGACACAUUACCCAGAUGUCUUUGCCAGGGAGAGAUUGGCAAACAAGAUCGACUUACCAGAGGCCCGGAUACAGGUGUGGUUCUCGAACCGGAGAGCCAAGUGGAGGCGGGAGGAAAAGCUGCGCAAUCAAAGGAGGUCGGGGGGUGCGACUUCCUGUUCGCAGAGCCAAGCCCCUCUGACCACUUCCUUCAACACUUCCGUCUACCAUCAGCAGCACGCCAGCAGCUCAGGGUCCAUGUUGAGUCAGGCUGAGUCGUCCCUGCCCAGCUACAGCUCCCUGUCAGUCUUCUCAUCUGGAGUCCAGUCCAUCCCCCCCCAGUCGGCCUCCUCCUACUCCUGCAUGUUGCCUCCGUCCCCGUCUGCCCCGCGCAGCUUUGACUCAUCGGCGUACUCCUCCCCUCACCUGCAGACCCCGUCCUCGGCCAACUCCAACACCGGGAGAGGAAUGGAUUUGGGUCGGAUGCUGUUGAUGCUUUUGACCUUAACGGGAAGCACAUCAGCGCAGCCCGAGCAGUACAAAGCGGUGGAUUGGCUGAGCAGGUAUGGCUACCUGCCGUCUCCUGACCCGCGCACAAGCAGACUGCAGACCAAAGAAGGGCUAGAGAAAGCCAUCCGUCUCAUGCAGAGAUUUGGCGGGGUCCGGGAAAGCGGGGUUCUGGACGCCGAAACGCUGAAACUCAUGUCCACGCCUCGAUGCUCUCUCCCGGAUAUUGUCGGGAACGAGGAGAUGUUGAAGAGGAGAAGGAGGAGGAGGAGAUACGCCCUGUCAGGCCUGAAGUGGCACAAGACAGAGCUCACAUGGAGUAUCCACGGCUACCCUUUGCCGUCCCUCUCACCCGGCAUGUCCAACGGCCUGGUGGACGCCAUCCUGCAGCGUGCCUUCGAAGCCUGGAGCCGCGAGACCCCCCUGAGAUUCCAGCGGCUGCCGGGCAACGUCGGCGGGGACAUCCGAGUGAACUUUUCCCGCUCGCUCCACGACGAUGGGUACCCUUUCGACGGGCAGGGCGGCACCCUGGCGCACGCCUUCUUCCCUGGCAGUCAGGAAUUGGCGGGUGACGCGCACUUCGACAACGACGAGAUCUGGAGCUACAGAGAUGACAGCGGCCACAGCACAGACCUGUUCACAGUCGCCGUGCACGAGUUCGGGCACUCGCUGGGCCUGUCCCAUUCCUCGUCCGACCCGUCCAUCAUGAGGCCCUACUACCAGGGUCCUGCGGGAGACAUCGAAAACUUCCGCCUGGACCAGGACGACCGGAUGGCCAUCCAGCAGCUUUAUGGUGUGAAUGACCGCCGACCGCCAGGAGGUGUUGAUCCUGACCUCCCACGCCUGCCCAGUCCACCUCCCCCCAGGCCAACAAAGCCUUGGAACCCGCCGCUGGACGACCGCUGUCGGGGAGGCUUUGACGCCGUGGCAAAUAUCAGGGGAGAGGUGUUCUUUUUUAAAGGUACACACUUCUGGAGAACUGGGCGAGACAGGUUAUUGGUGUCCUUCAAACCGGCUCGGAUCAACAACUUCUGGAUCGGCCUCCCGCCGGGAACGAAUAAGAUCGACGCCGUGUACGAGAGAAAGAGUGACAGCAGGAUCAUCUUCUUUAUUGGAUCUCAGUACUGGGUCUUCACCGACACAGUGGCCAUGAGCGGCUACCCGCGGCCCAUCUCCGAGUGGGGCAUGAGGACCGAGAGCGGGACGCCGGUGGACACGGUGGAGGCCGCCUUCAUCUGGGCCCACAACGGCAAGACCUACCUGUUCAGCGGCGGGAGGUUUUGGAGGUUCGACGAGAGCCGCGAAGGCCAAGGUGUGACCAGGCACCUGGAGCCGGGCUACCCGAAGAACAACACCCUCUGGGGAGGAGUGCCGACCCGCAUGGAUGACAUCAUCAGCUGGGGAGAAGGAGAUGCCUACUUCUUCAAGGACAACCUCUACUGGGUUCUGAAGAGCGGAGGGCUGAACCAGGAUGUCGUCACUCCCAAAUCCACCGCAGUGGACUGGCUCAGAUGUCCGGCUCCUCCUGCUACUUCCGCUCCUCGGAACCCAAAGGAGUGCCGCUGUGACCUGAAGGGAUCAUCUUCCUUCUUAACAAGCGGCUGGCUCCUGCUGAUCUCAUUCAUUUUGGUAAUUGAAAGUAAUUGUGUUUUUUUUUACUAAAUUCUUUUCACCUCCUGGUGUUAAAUAUCCUUCUUAGCUUUGGCAUUUGAGGCCUGUAUUACCGGUAAUACAUUUUUUGCCUUGGCAGAACAUAUUGCUGUGCCCACAUUUUGCUUUCACCCUCUGUCCUGCCACAGAGAAUACACCCCCCCCCCCUCCUUAUUAAAAGAGUAAGUGUUGGGUUACAUCGAGCCUGUGAAGCAGAACACAUGGAAAUUCAACACAGCAAUCCAGCACUCCCAAACGUCUUAAUGAGGUCUUACAAAACCGCCUCAUGUUUGGACAGUAAACUCAACUCAAACUCAAACACGCAAGUGCAAUACUCAGUUUCUUUAUCAAGGCUCAUUUUUUAUAUAUGCAUUUGCAUAUAAAUCUAUACAGUUUAAUCAGAAAUAUAUGGUAAAUAAAAUUUAAACCACGUUGAGGUUUGUUGUUUCCCAUUUCUGUAUUUAUUUUUUGAUAACUAUUGUACUUUUCAGUCAAUCAGGAGUAAAAGUCGUUCACACUCAAACUGAUCUGACUAUACAU